Messenger RNA from Osmerus eperlanus (European smelt), 2006 nucleotides. Its product is annotated as zinc finger protein Xfin-like. The transcript is spliced from 2 exons. The record is from RefSeq and is a predicted model, not a curated record. Gene Ontology annotation, molecular function: DNA-binding transcription factor activity; RNA polymerase II cis-regulatory region sequence-specific DNA binding. Gene Ontology annotation, biological process: regulation of transcription by RNA polymerase II. The coding region runs from base 133 to 1080 and encodes 315 amino acids. Lineage: Eukaryota; Metazoa; Chordata; Actinopteri; Osmeriformes; Osmeridae.
UCUUGGUUUCACGCGGAUUGUGUAGUUGCACCAGAAAUAUGCAAGUAGCCUACAGCCGUCGCACCCAAACAAAGCCACCUCAAGUUUGCAGCUGUUGCUUUUGAAUCGUCGAUAUAGCGAGUUUGAGGAGACAUGGCGGAGGAGAUGGCGUCAGCAGUGAAAGUGAACGAUACUUUGCUUUCUGUUACUGGAACAGAGCAGCACAAACUGCCAGUGAUUAAGAAAGGGUUGUCAACACCAACAUUCAAAAUACCAGCACUGCUGCCUCAAGUAUUCAAGCGCCCCCUCCCGGUACUGAUACCACCCACAAUGGACGCUCCUGGGGGCUACUAUCACUGUGACAAAUGCCAACAGAACUUCUUUACCUUCCCUCAACUUGUGAGACACAAGCAGUUUCAUGAUGAAGAGAGGCCUUUUCCCUGUGGUGUGUGUGGUAAACGCUUCUUGAGCCGCAGCCACUACAACGAGCACCAGCGUGUCCACACAGGUGAGCGCCCUUACCCUUGUGACCAGUGCGAGCGCUCCUUUACCACACACCACAACCUAAAGCGCCAUCAGUCUAUCCAUUGUAAAGAAGAGAUGUACCGCUGCAAGACAUGCGGUGUGCUGUUCUGCCAGAAGCAUGUGCUCCCAUUCGUGGAAGGCCCAACUCUACUUCCUCCUGACUUGGAGCAUGACUCCGACUCUGACCCAGAGCCUAUUCCUUCACAGGAGACUGAAACUCAGACUGUGGUUUUGGCUUUAAACCAAACACCUGCCAUGCCUAAUCACAUAGCUCCUAAGUCUGAUGUCCUGCGUCAGUAUAGGCUUCAGGACAAACUGCAACAGCAACUUGAACAAAAACUCAGUCAAAUGCCUAGGUUGACUAAUCAGAGUUCAUUCAACUCAAACCGCUUUUCGCCAGUAAAUUUCAAUGUGUCCAAGAAGAAGAAGAAGAAGAAGAAAGAAAAGAAAGAGAUGAAAAGGCAUCUUUCUGUUCCUAUGACUUCAGCCUUGGGGCAGGAAGAGGAGUUAUGGUCUGUGCACAAGAAACCACCCAAAAUGCAUCGAAUAGCUUAUGACAUAGAGGUUGUGCUGUGAUGACACAUUUUGUUGAAUUAAUGAUCGUUAUUAUCGUCAAAGUUAUAGAUUAUAAUACUGUAUCUUCACACAUACUUUGUCAAUGCAUCCACAGAUGUAUGUAAUAUUGUAUUGUAUCAUGCAAAUGUGUUUUCAUGCAAAAAUGUUUGCAUGAGUUAUUUUGAUAACAUUUUAAUGGAAGUCUACUAGAGACCAUGAUAUGAAAACAUUCUGAGCUGCACUUUAGUGUUCCAUUUUUCGAAUUCCAUAUUUUUUCUUUUAUGUGGCGUCUCUUCUUCUCUUUUUUGGGGGCAUUGGAAGUUGAGGGCUACUCAUUGUUUAAAAUAACUUGUCUUCUGUUCUUCAUCACAACAUAGGCAGUUUCAUUUAGGCUGUCAUUGAAACAUUCCUAGUGCCUGUAUCCAUUGUAUACAAUGAAUGUAACCAUGAUAACCUUGUAAAUGUUGCCAAUCUGUAAAGCAUCAUGUAAAUAUGCUUUAUAGAUGCCUAUUUGUACAGCCACAUGGUAAUGCAGUGGGCUAGUAGACUACUGACCUUGACACCUCUACCUGAUGUGUGUGCCUGUUCACCACCUCCAAGGAUUACAAUCUUGUUGUUUUGUAAUACAUGUUAAAGGAGGAAACCAAAUAAUUCACUCAGUAACACAUGAUGUUGAUGAUGAAACUGAAUUACCCACUGCCCCAGACAAUAGAUUGCAUCAGUAUAUCAUAUUUCAGUGGCUUUAACUCCAUGUUCACACAAGUCAAUUACUGUCAAGCAAUUGUAGUAGGAGACUCCUCUAUGUAAAUGUAAUUAUGGUUUGUUGAAUAAUUACUUGAUUAAAGAUUUUCCUUAUGUCCUUGAUGUUACACCGUAUAUAAUAGAAGAGACAUGCAACUUCGUUCAAAGAUUCAAAUUGGACAGUUACAUUUCAAAACAAAUAAAAA